GAAUGAUUUGUAUUAAGCCAGGAACCAUCCCAUUAAUUUUCUGACAAUAAAAGUUAAUUUGUUAAAGUUUUUCGGGAAAAUGGCUGGUGUAGUUUUAGAGACGUUGAGCUGGAAAAAGUUGAUUAUUUUAGGAUUACUUUUGUUAUUCCUGCUGAUAUCGUUUUUCCUGAUUGGUGGAUUAAUAGCACCCAAUCCUUCAAAUGUAAUCAAUGUUCUUGGUACGAUUUGUAAGAACGAGGGAGGUAUAGGAAACAAAGAGUGGGUUUAUACCCUAGAGGUGGUCACGAGAAAAUGUAUACAGUAUGAUAAUCUAGACGUUCCCGGGAUCGAGGACGACAGAACUUCAGCUAACCAGAUCGUGUUUGCGUUUUGGAUGCCACAUGUGAGAGAGGGAAAGCAGCUGGACUUUAGUCGCUGGCAACAGACAAUGAUAGGCGUGUUACAACUUGAUAUUAUAUAUGAUGAAAAGGUUGAAGUUGAAGAGGAUGCUACCAUUCAACUUGACGCCAGGAUAGGCUACAGAAACAAAGACGAUGAUGUUAACGACUGGAAGGAACUAGCGAAAUCCCUCGAGGAACGUAAUCUGAACUGUAAAAUGGAGGGAAAGAAGGAAAAUGGCUAUGCAUACGAUUGUGACCCACUGUCAUUCUUUGAGCUUGGCAGUGUCCAUCAUGACUACUAUCUUGUAAAUAUUAAAGUCCCAGUGGAGCCAUAUAAAGGGAUCAACAUGGGAAUUGGAAAACUAAGGGACAUCACUCUUGUU
Messenger RNA from Ruditapes philippinarum (Manila clam), 763 nucleotides. Its product is annotated as protein wntless-like. The transcript has 5 exons. The annotation marks the transcript as partial. Gene Ontology annotation, biological process: intracellular protein transport; Wnt protein secretion; Wnt signaling pathway. Gene Ontology annotation, cellular component: organelle membrane; endomembrane system. NCBI's taxonomy places the organism in Eukaryota, Metazoa, Mollusca, Bivalvia, Venerida, Veneridae. Gene Ontology annotation, molecular function: Wnt-protein binding. The record is from RefSeq and is a predicted model, not a curated record.